Molecule: messenger RNA, 495 nt
Organism: Triticum turgidum subsp. durum (durum wheat)
Lineage: Eukaryota; Viridiplantae; Streptophyta; Magnoliopsida; Poales; Poaceae
Source: the annotation of a GenBank genome assembly
AUGAAGAUCUUCUUCCUCCUAGCUUUCCUUGCUCUGGUAGUGAACACUGCUAUUGCGCAAUAUGCGGAAGUUCCCAGCCCAGCUGCGCAAGCUCCCACCGCGGAUGGUUCUGGGGAAUGGGUUGCGAUAGCACCUAGUGCGAGUGGUUCUGAGAAUUGCGAGGAAGAGCAGCCAAAGCUAGACUCUUGCAGCGAUUAUGUUAUGGAUCGGUGUGUGACGAAGGAUAUGCCGCUCUCUUGGGUCUUUCCUCAGACUUGGGGGAAGAGAAGUUGUGAGGAGGUCCAAAACCAGUGUUGUCAGCAAUUGAGGCAAACGACGCCGCGUUGCCGCUGCAAGGCUAUAUGGACAUCAAUCCAAGGCGAUCUAAGUGGCUUCAAGGGCCUUCAACAAGGUCUGGAAGCCAAAAUGGUGCAGACGGCCAAGAGCCUUCCCUCCAAGUGCAACAUUGAUCCAAAAUACUGCAACAUCCCCAUCACUAGUGGAUAUUACUGGUGA